CCUGGGGGCACUUCGGGGAGGAGAGAGAGGUAGUCUCAGGAAUCAGAGAGAACCAAGGAAAACCUCUCAAAGUGACUCCCAAACAGGUUUGGAUUUCGAAUUGGAGGCUAAAGGCUGCUAGAAAUUGGGACGCUUCUGCCUCCUCUGCUCACCCCCAGCCCCCGCCCCGAGGGCCUGCGGGUUUGCUGGCUGACUGCUUCCCCGCCCCUGGCUCCGGAGGUCGCGGGCGGGCAGGCGGGCGGGCGCCCCGUCCGCCGCUGGCUUCCUCUUCGCAACUCGCUGGCGUGCAUGAGGCCGCUGCCCCCGCCGCAGGCACUGGCGCCCCCCUCGCGGUGCCGGUGGUGAUGCCAUGCCCCGCCACCACGCGGGAGGAGAGGAGGGCGGCGCCGCUGGGCUCUGGGUGAAGAGCGGAGCGGCGGUGGCGGCGGCGAGCGGGGGGCGCCUGGGCAGCGGCAUGAAGGAUGUGGAGUCGGGCCGGGGCAGGGUGCUGCUGAACUCCGCGGCCGCCAGGGGCGACGGCCUGCUGUUGCUGGGCACCCGUGCGGCCGCGCUCGGCGGCGGCGGCCUGAGAGAGAGCCGCCGGGGCAAACAGGGUGCCCGGAUGAGCCUGUUGGGGAAACCGCUCUCGUACACCAGUAGCCAGAGCUGCCGUCGCAACGUCAAGUACCGGCGGGUGCAGAAUUAUCUGUACAACGUGUUGGAGAGACCCAGAGGCUGGGCGUUCAUCUACCACGCGUUCGUUUUUCUCCUUGUCUUUGGUUGCUUGAUUUUGUCAGUGUUUUCUACCAUCCCUGAGCACACAAAAUUGGCUUCAAGUUGCCUCUUGAUUCUGGAGUUCGUGAUGAUUGUCGUCUUUGGUUUGGAGUUCAUCAUUCGAAUCUGGUCUGCGGGCUGCUGUUGCCGAUAUAGAGGAUGGCAAGGAAGAUUGAGGUUUGCCCGAAAACCUUUCUGUGUUAUAGAUACCAUUGUUCUUAUUGCUUCAAUCGCAGUCGUGUCUGCGAAAACUCAGGGUAAUAUUUUUGCCACAUCUGCACUCCGAAGUCUCCGUUUCCUGCAGAUCCUCCGUAUGGUGCGCAUGGACCGAAGGGGAGGCACUUGGAAAUUACUGGGUUCAGUGGUUUAUGCACACAGCAAGGAAUUAAUCACAGCUUGGUACAUUGGAUUUUUGGUUCUGAUUUUUUCAUCUUUCCUUGUCUAUCUGGUGGAAAAAGAUGCCAAUAAAGAGUUUUCUACAUACGCAGAUGCUCUCUGGUGGGGCACGAUUACAUUAACAACGAUUGGCUAUGGAGACAAAACUCCCCUCACUUGGCUGGGAAGAUUGCUUUCUGCAGGCUUUGCACUCCUUGGCAUAUCUUUCUUUGCACUUCCUGCUGGCAUUCUUGGUUCAGGUUUUGCAUUAAAAGUACAAGAACAGCACCGUCAGAAACAUUUUGAGAAAAGAAGGAACCCGGCUGCCAAUCUCAUUCAGUGCGUUUGGCGUAGUUAUGCAGCUGAUGAGAAAUCUGUUUCCAUUGCAACCUGGAAGCCACACUUGAAGGCCUUGCACACCUGCAGCCCUACCAAGAAAGAACAAGGGGAAGCAUCGAGCAGUAAGUUCUGUAGUAAUAAGCAGAAGCUCUUCAGAAUGUACACCUUACGGAAGCAGAGUCAGAAGCUAAGUUUUAAGGAGCGAGUGCGCAUGGCUAGCCCAAGGGGCCAGAGUAUUAAGAGCAGACAAGCCUCGGUAGGUGACAGGAGGUCCCCGAGCACUGACAUCACAGCCGAGGGCAGCCCUACCAAAGUGCAGAAGAGCUGGAGCUUCAACGACCGAACCCGCUUCCGUCCCUCACUUCGCCUCAAAAGUUCUCAGCCAAAACCAGUGAUAGACGCUGACACAGCCCUUGGCACUGACGAUGUCUAUGAUGAGAAAGGAUGCCAAUGUGAUGUAUCAGUAGAAGACCUUACCCCACCACUUAAAACUGUCAUUCGAGCCAUCAGAAUUAUGAAAUUUCAUGUUGCAAAACGCAAGUUUAAGGAAACAUUACGCCCCUAUGAUGUAAAAGAUGUCAUUGAACAAUAUUCUGCUGGUCAUCUGGAUAUGUUGUGUAGAAUUAAAAGCCUUCAAACACGUGUUGAUCAAAUUCUUGGAAAAGGGCAAAUCACAUCAGACAAGAAGAGCCGAGACAAAAUAACAGCAGAACACGAGACCACUGAUGACUUAAGUAUGCUUGGUCGGGUAGUCAAGGUUGAAAAGCAGGUACAGUCUAUUGAGUCCAAACUGGACUGCCUACUAGACAUAUAUCAACAGGUCCUCCGGAAAGGAUCCGCCUCAGCCCUCACUUUGGCUUCAUUCCAGAUCCCACCAUUUGAAUGUGAACAGACAUCAGACUAUCAAAGCCCUGUGGAUAGCAAAGACCUAUCCAGUUCUGCACAAAACAGUGGCUGCUUAUCUAGAUCAGCUAGUGCCAACAUUUCACGGGGCCUGCAGUUCAUCCUAACGCCAAAUGAGUUCAGCACUCAGACUUUCUAUGCGCUUAGCCCUACUAUGCACAGUCAAGCAACACAGGUGCCAAUGAGUCAAAGCGAUGGCUCCUCAAUGGCAGCCACCAACAACAUUGCAAACCAAAUAAAUGUGGCACCCAAGCCAGCAGCCCCAACAACUUUACAGAUCCCACCUCCUCUCCCAGCCAUCAAGCAUCUGCCCAGGCCAGAACCCUUGCACUCAAACCCCACAGGCUUACAGGAAAGCAUUUCUGACGUCACCACCUGCCUUGUUGCCUCCAAGGAAAAUGUUCAGGUUGCACAGUCAAGUCUGACCAAGGACCGUUCUCUGAGGAAAAGCUUUGACAUGGGAGGAGAAACUCUGUUGUCCGUCCGUCCUGUGGUGCCGAAGGACUUGGGUAAAUCUUUGUCUGUACAAAACCUGAUCAGGUCAACAGAGGAAUUGAAUAUACAGCUUUCGGGGAGUGAGUCAAGUGGCUCCAGAGGCAGCCAAGAUUUCUACCCCAAAUGGAGAGAAUCCAAAUUGUUUAUAACUGAUGAAGAGGUGGGUCCCGAAGAGACAGAGACAGACACUUUUGAUACCGCGUUGCAGCCUGCCAGGGAAGCUGCUUUUGCAUCAGACUCUCUAAGGACUGGAAGAUCACGAUCAUCUCAAAGCAUUUGUAAGGCAGGAGAAAGUACAGAUGCCCUCAGCUUGCCUCAUGUCAAACUGAAAUAAGUUCUUCAUUUUCUUUCUAGGCAUAGCAAUUCCUUUAGCCAUACAUAUCAUUGCAUGAACUAUUUUGAAAGCCCUUCCAAACAGUUGAAAUUCCAAGAAUCAGGAUGACCAUGAAAGGCAGUCAUAAACCCAUUAUCUUUUCAUUGCAUGAAAAUGCAUGUUUAGGGAUGGCUGAAAUUCCAAGGUACAUCGACAUUAGCCCAUUCAUUUAGUUAACAACGUACCUGGAGUUAAAAAUUCUGAGAAAACAAACAUUACUAAUGCUGGGGGUGGGGGGGUAUGAAGGUACCAAGAUUAGCUUGUUUACAAGAUUUGACACUGUGUUUUGAAAUUUUAGGCAUUUCUACUUCGUGGUUAAAUACAAACUACAUUUUCAAAAUUAGGCCACAAUGUAUAUUUAAAUGCAACAGCUAUCAACAGUGACUAGCAAGGUAUAAAAUAAAGCAGAACUGGGGAGUAAUGGAAAUGGUUGCUUGUUCUGAAACAUGUUUGCCCAUUCAUUCCUAUCCGGUCAUUUUAUUAUUAAUGUAAUUUGAAUGUUGGUUUUUGUCCUUCUGGUGACUUAGCUCUGUGGCAAGUGCUUUUGCACAUCAUUUUCAUAUCGUUGCUUAAGAUCAGAAUGUUCUUGAGUUAGAAAAUGUGCAAAUCAUGAAAUUCAAGGUCAGUGGGACAAAUAAACUAUCUGACAAAUACAACUUUAUGGAAACAUAUUCCCUGAUGGCUGGAUCAACUUUGUAAGCGGUCAGUUUACAAAGCAGAAGAACCACUGCUAGAACAGCCAAUGUGAUUAGGUUGACCUCUCAGCACUGAUCCCAACUCCAG
Messenger RNA from Chrysochloris asiatica (Cape golden mole), 4021 nucleotides. RefSeq names its product potassium voltage-gated channel, KQT-like subfamily, member 5 (gene KCNQ5). The transcript is spliced from 15 exons. Gene Ontology annotation, cellular component: membrane. The record is from RefSeq and is a predicted model, not a curated record. Gene Ontology annotation, molecular function: voltage-gated potassium channel activity. NCBI's taxonomy places the organism in Eukaryota, Metazoa, Chordata, Mammalia, Afrosoricida, Chrysochloridae. Gene Ontology annotation, biological process: potassium ion transport; transmembrane transport. The coding region runs from base 350 to 3199 and encodes 949 amino acids.